Molecule: messenger RNA, 1389 nt
Organism: Oikopleura dioica
Lineage: Eukaryota; Metazoa; Chordata; Appendicularia; Copelata; Oikopleuridae
Source: the annotation of a GenBank genome assembly
AUGAUCGGCACGAAUGGCCGCAAUUUUAUCGGCAAUGAACACGAUCGAAGAUCGUUAUCUGGGACCGAGACCUCCUACAACUGCUACCCCGUGUACGAAAAUAGCCACAACGGCUCGCAAAUCCUCUCCCCGUCAUCCUACCACAGCAGUAGUAACCUAAAUCUCCCGCCCACGGCACCACAGCAAGUUAACCACCAAGUGGCGCACAAUUCUCCCGUCGCGCACCACCACGUCCCUUCCCAUGUGCAUUCCCUGUCCCCAUCCCCCACACCUAUCAUCUCCGAGCAAGCAAUCCAGCGGCUGCACUCGUUGAUCAUCGAGUUCGUCCGCGCCCGCAAUCCUCCAUUGAACACCUAUCACGAGCUCGGCCAGUGUCUCGAAUACAUGUACAAAAAGACCACCUCCGAGGACUCGGGCUCGCUCAACGACUUUCUUCAAACAUUGAGCCGGAUUCAAUACUACUGCAGCGAAAAAAUGCUGCAGGAGAAAGUCAACCGCUUCAACGGAAUCAUCAAUACUCUCAAACAAGCGGCGCAGCUGGCGAAUAAGCAAGAAACAUUCCGACAACUUGAGUUUAUUUCACGGUCCUUGUUAUCUGUAGAAAGCGAAUUAAGCGCUACAAUUAACCCAACCACUCUCCGUGACCAGCAAGCUGCUGAUCAUCAACAGAAUCUGAGUAGCAUGGGAAUGGACCCGAUGCGUCGUCAUAAUCCGGCCUUCUCUGGUGGAAGGUCUGGAAAUAUGAUGAGCAAUCUGAUGAAUGACUUGCAACUGCGCGACGAUUAUACAGUGCCUCGACCAAGUUGUCACGUGCGCGAACACUCAAUGUACACCUUAUCUGAUAAAUGCCUUCAAAUGUGCGAGGCAAUCAAAAGCCAAACCGCCAGACUUCGGGCCAAGUCUGGCAUCAGCCCGACAGACAUCGUUAAUGCUCUGCACUGCUCCAACACCAACACCAAAAACUCUGCGCUAGAAAAACUUACCAACAAUUUUCAAGUUGCACUUGACGCAUAUCUAAAUCAAUUACGAAGAUUAAUAAAAGUCAGCGAAUUUAUCAUGCCGGCAUGUUUCCUGACUUAUCGACCAGAAUCUCUCAAAGAACUCUUCAGCGGAUGUUGUGACCCUGAAACCACCCUUCUUGUGUUACGAGAGACGAACAACAACUUCGUCGAGCGUGAAAUUCCCGAUAUCCAAAUCGAAAUCGCGAAUGUCUUUUUCCCGAGCUACGCAAAGACAAAAGCGAAAAACGGAGAUCCAAAGCUGUCAUCUCGAUCUCUGUUGCAACACAAGCGACGAGCUGUGGAGAAUUUAAUCCAGUCAAUUAGCCCUAAUCUCGUUGAAGAUGCGAGAGCAAGUCUUGCCAAUAAAAUUCUGAACGAGCUUUGCUAG